Molecule: messenger RNA, 1095 nt
Organism: Tripterygium wilfordii
Lineage: Eukaryota; Viridiplantae; Streptophyta; Magnoliopsida; Celastrales; Celastraceae
Product: glutathione S-transferase T1-like
Exons: 7
Coding region: 15-830 (271 amino acids)
Source: RefSeq, a predicted model, not a curated record
ACAUAAGACAGUAGAUGGUGGACGGUGGCCGCGGCCCACACAAACAGGUGAUCUCGCGAAAGUUGGAAUCAGAGAGCAUAAGAAAAAUGAAGCUGAAGCUAUACGUUGAUCGAAUGUCCCAGCCAUCUCGGGCUCUCAUCAUCUUCUGCAAGGUUAAUAGGAUAGACUACGAGGAAAUCAGAGUAGACAUCGCCAAGCGUCAGCACAGAUCUCCGGAUUUCCAAGAGAUAAACCCUAUGAAACAGGUUCCAGCAAUAGUUGAUGGAAGAUUUAAGCUGUUUGAGAGCCAUGCAAUACUUAUCUACCUUGCUUGUGCAUUUCCCGGAGUUUCAGAUCAUUGGUAUCCAGCCGAUCUUUCCAAAAGAGCAAAGAUUCACUCAGUAUUGGAUUGGCAUCACUCCAAUUUACGUCGUGGUGCAGCUGCAUUUGUUCUGAAUACGGUACUGGCACCGGCACUUGGCCUGCCUCUGAAUCCGCAGGCUGCUGCUGAAGCUGAGAAAAUAUUGACUCAAUCUUUGUCGACGAUGGAGACCGUCUGGCUUAAGGGGAGUGGUAAAUUCUUGCUGGGUAGUAAUCAACCAUCGAUUGCAGAUCUGAGCCUUGCGUGUGAAAUAAUGCAACUAGAGCUCCUGGAUGAAAAGGAUCGCAGUCGAAUCUUUGGCCCUCAUAAGAAAGUUCAGCAGUGGAUCGAUGAUACAAAAAAUGCGACAAGACCUCACUUUGAUCAAGUGCAUGAAAUCAUUUUCAAAUUCAAAACAAGACUACAGAAGCAGCAGUCACGGGAUGGCGAGACUGAUCCUAGUGUUAAAGCAUUGCAAUCCAAGAUGUAAGCAUUUCGUUGUUAGUUGAUGGAUGUAUUUCACUCAAUACUUAUAAUAAGAUAUUUCAACCCAUCUUCUCUUUACUGGCAUCGGCAAACAUAUCUAAGUUUCAUGUGGGUGGUGAAAGCAAAUCACAUGAUUUGCAUAUAAAUGUAAGUUUUUUAAUAGAUUCUUUAGGCUUUUAGGCUUUUAGGCUUUAGCAAUCUCGAUAUACAUUGCUGGAGGAAUUAUUACUUUGGGGCAUUUCCUGUAAUAUCCACUAUUUGGUUUUGUA